This is a messenger RNA of Mobula hypostoma (lesser devil ray), 10985 nucleotides long. Its product is annotated as zinc-binding protein A33-like. The transcript is spliced from 6 exons. Gene Ontology annotation, molecular function: zinc ion binding; protein binding; ubiquitin protein ligase activity. Bases 180 to 1694 code for a protein of 504 amino acids. Gene Ontology annotation, cellular component: cytoplasm. Lineage: Eukaryota; Metazoa; Chordata; Chondrichthyes; Myliobatiformes; Myliobatidae. The record is from RefSeq and is a predicted model, not a curated record. Gene Ontology annotation, biological process: protein ubiquitination.
UCGCAGACUCAUUUUAACAGCGCCCCCCUCAGUAAAGUAAUUUAAUGGAUUUAACACAGCCGUCCCAGUUUCGAUGAGUAACAAUUCCAGAAUGCUCUGCGUUUGUUUCCUGGUUCUGCGUGACGGCCGUCGGGAGACACGGUUAAAGUCCACUGGAUCAGCAAGAUUCGGGAAUAAGCAUGGCUUCAAAACGGCAGGUUUGGAGUUUAACUCAGGAUCUGAUCUGUCCCAUCUGCCUGGAUUUCUUCAUCGAUCCGGUGUCACUGGAGUGUGAACAUAUCUUCUGCCGCUCCUGCGUCUCACAGUAUUGGGCCAACGCGGGGAGAAACUCCUGCCCCGAAUGUAAAGAGGUUUUGGCGGACCACACCCUCAAGGUCAACCGCGCCUUAGCAAGACUGGCCGAGAGAGCUCGAAAACUAAGUCUGAAUCCGAGAGAGAAGGAAAGUAAACUUAACUGCGAGGAACAUGAGGAAGAGCUGAAGCUGUUUUGUGAGACCGACAAGAAACUGAUCUGUGUGAUCUGUGCGGCUGCGUGGGAGCACAGGGAGCACCGCUUUCGGACGAUUAAAGAAGCUGUCGACGUCUACAAGGCUCAGAUGAAAUCUUUGAUGGCAUCGCUUACAAAAAGCAUAUCAGCGAUCCAGGAAAAGGAACAGCUUCAAAAACAGAAGAUUUCUGGACUCAAGGAACAGUCAUACCUACUGCAGUCACACUUCAGAACGGAAUUCUCCAAAAUGCACCAGAUUCUCGCUGAGAGAGAGCAGCGCUUACUCAGAGAACUCAGGGAAGAAGAGAAGAGGAUUCUAAACCGAAUGGAGGAAAAUCUUCGAGUGAUUCAAGAAGAUUUAAUUUCUGCACAGCGGAAACUCUCAAACUAUCAGAAAAAGUUGCAACAAGAAGGCGCUGUGGUGUUUCUCCAGGGGGAAGCCAUUCAGGAUGAAAGCAUCAGUAACAAAGAAUAUAAAUUGGAUGCAGAAGAUGAAGUGUUGCAGGUUGGAAGAUUCGAUCACCCCUUGUUGCUUAAAACAGCUUUGAGAGAAGUGCUUGAUGCCAUUAAUCCAGUCUCUAUCACCCUGGAUGUGGAGACGGCACAUCCGGCGCUCGAGGUGUCUGAGGAUCGGAAGAGUGUGAGAUGGACCGGGAUCCGGAGGAAUGUCCCUGACACGGCGAAGAGGUUUACAGUCUGGCCUUGUGUGCUGGGAUCGGAGGUGUUCACAUCGGGGAGACAUUACUGGGAGGUGGAGGUGGAGGGGAAUUGGGGCUGGAGCGUGGGAGUCGCCGCUGAGUUUGUGGAGAGGAAGGCAGGUGUCGGGCAGAGACCGGAGACUGGAGUUUGGGUCAUCGAGCGGUCGGGUGACGAGUUUUAUGCAAACGCCAGACAUCCAUCCCUUCUCGCUUCUGAUCCAGCCCCCGGGAGGGUGGGAGUUUAUCUUAAUUACGAUCUCGGAACCGUUUCAUUUUACAACCCGGAGACCAAGUCCCAUCUGUACACCUUCGGUGUGAAUAACUUCGGGGGGAAAUUUUAUCCUUUCAUUGGGACAUGGGAUGAAAACCAGUCGCUGAGAAUUUGCCGCAAUUCCGCUCUUGAUCUACCUAAGUGUCAGGCCCGGAAACCGGCAGCAGGAGCGGGGUCCAGACCCGGCAGUAGAGUCGUUCCUAAUCACUGGCAGAUUCAGAGACCUAAACCCCAAUGAGCCAGGAAAUAAAAACCGGUGCAAAAAUGAAGCACAACACAAUAGGUUGAGCGCAAACAACAGGAAUUCUGCAGAUGCUGGAAAUUCAAGCAACAUACAUCAAAGUUCCUGACGAAGGGUCUCGGCCUGAAACGUCGACUGCGCCUCUUCCUAUAGAUGCUGCUUGGCCUGCUGCGUUCACCAGCAACUUUGAUGUAUGUUGCUACAAUAGGUUGAGAGCUGUUGAUCCAUUAAUUUUAAUGCAUUAAUGGCAUCCGCCAUUAGAAAUCAAAAUACUUCGUGUGAAAGUAAAGAUCGAAACAAUCUACUUGUAUUUCAAAAAUAGACUCAUCAUAAAAUAAAUGUACCAUCUAUAUAAAUGACAAAAAAAACCUGCACGAUUUUCUUUACAUUGGUAGCGUCGAUCUGUGUAUGAUUUAAAUUUAAUUUUAUUUGGAGACAAAAUGCGGAACAGGCUGUCUCGGCCCAACGAGUCGCCCCGCCCAGCAACUCACCUGUUUAUCGCUAGCCUAAUCACAGGGCAAUUUACAAUGAACAAUCAACCUGCUAGCGGCACGUCUUUGGAGGAAACGGAAGCACCAGGCGGAAACCCACGCGGUCACGGGGAGGACCAUACAGACAGCGCCGGAUUUGAACUCCGAAUUCUGGAACGCCCCGAACGUAAUGGCGUCGCACUAAACCUCUGGGCUUACUCACAAUCUCAGCGGUUCUAAAGGGUGAUCAGAUUCUGUGCACAGAACAUGGUUGCCACUCAUGUGGACGUUUGGAAUGAUACAGAUGUUAAGUUCUUCUACGCUGUGUUUAUCCCUUCUAUAUAUGCUGGCAAGAAGACCUUAGACUACCGGCAUGCCCGCAAAGCCUCUACUCUGAAAAAGAAAAUAUGAUAAAAAUAUACAUACAAGAAGAAACUGGGACUUCCGCCUGCAGCUCACUGGAGUAACACACAAUUUGUGUGGCUGCGUUUAAUUCUUCCUCUCCCCCAGUUUAAGCUCUGAAUUUUUAACUUCUAUUUGUCGGAUCUUAGAGGGGAAUAGUUGUUAUUACAGCAUGUCACAAUCUUUAAGAAGUGGAAAGCAGGUUUUUGAAUCCAGCAAUGGAAAGGGAAAAAUUUCUAAAGAAAAAUCAGAAGAUAUGCCUGUCUGAGCUGAGCAUUUAGAACAUGCGUUGAUGGCUCUCGACAAGAAAAUAGAUAAAAACACUUCUGAGAUUAAGUCGUUUCGACAGAGUUUUCAUUUUGUAGAGGAAAGUAUUAUUUCCUUGAAUUCUGAACUUAAAGAGUUGAAGCGACAGAAGCGGAUAUUUCAGCCCGCUUGGAACAGUCUCAACGCAAGAUUAUCGAUCUGGACGCAAGAUCUCGUCGGAAUAACAUUCGAAUUGUUGGACUGAAGGAACGAUCUGAGAGUGGGGAUUUAUUGGACUAUUUUGCUCAUUUGUUUCAAACUCUGUUUCCGGAUAUUUUACCUCAGCCUCCCGAUAUUGAAAGAGCGCGUAGAAUUUUCACUUCGAAAUCUCAAGAUCCGAGAUCAGUUUUGGUCUGCUUACUUCGUUUCAAAGUUAAAGACCAAAUCAUAAAAUAUGCAAGGAGACACAGAGUUUUUAAUUGAAGGGUUCUGAGAUUCGUUUUUAUGACGAUUAUCCACGGGAAGUUAUGGAACAGCGGUUCAAAUUUGUUCCAGCUAUCAAGGUAGCCCACGAUAGGGGAUUAUUCCCAUCACUUCACUAUCCAGCCCAAUUAAAAUUAUUUCCUAAGGAUUCGACUCCACGUGUUUUUUCUGGAUUCCAAAGCGGCAUUGGACUAUGUUAAUUCUACUUUGGAGGUGGCCGGGGUUUGAAUGGCAUUAGGUCUGCUGAAUAAUUUUCUGAAAGAAACCAAGCUUUAAAGAUUUCUGACAUGUUGAAGAUGUCCUUUGAUCGAUGGACCAUUUAAAGAAGAUGUGAACUUCUUGAUUUGACUGAUGAAUGACUUUUCCGAAAUCUGUUUGGUAUACUGAGUGAAUUAACACAGCGGGCAGAUUGUUAACUGGUUUAUUUAUUUGUUUUUAUCUUUCCUUUUCUUCAUUAAUUAAAUGAUAGUUUUCAUAGUUUAUAAGGACUUUAUAUAUAUAGCGAGGAGUGCUUAGUAGUUAGAUAAUUAGUCUCUGUUUUUCAUCUAAAAACAGUUUUUUUAAUUCGGCAGUAAGUCAAAGGGAUAAUGGCGCCAAUUUUUCUUCGUUAGAGAUUACAUAGACAUUUUUCUGUUUGUUUGAUUUUAUUGUUUUGAUGUCUUUGGAGAUUGUUUUUGCAUUCCUCAGUUUAUUUUUAAUGAAUAAGCAUAAACAUUUUUUUUCCUCUGCAGGGCUUUCUUAUUUUAGGGCCGUUUUUUUUUUGGGUUUUUUUUUGUAAGUGGUGGGGGGAGUUAAGGAAUACUUUUAUAAUCACUGUUAUAAAUUGGGAAGCUCGCGGAGUUCUGUUUCUUUUUUAUUUUUCUAUGGGGCCGCACUCUAGCUCAUUCUUUCUCUUUGCCAGAUUACUGGCUUUUGGAAUGGUGGGAGGAUUGGGGUUAGUUUCGAACUAUAAGUUUCAUUGUAGGAUUAAUUUCAGUUUUUUUUAUUGUAUUUUUUCCAUAACGGAGUUGCGGAGCAUGCGUGUUUUCCAUAUGGUUAUACUUAUCACCACUAUUUUUGAUUAUCCCGCGUUGGUAUGCGUGUAUUUAUGCGUUAAAAUAUUUUAUAGUAGUUAAACAGAUAAACGUUAUUAGUUGGAACGUACGUGGCUAGAAUCAUCUUAUUAAGCGAAAGAAGACUUCUAAAAUUAUUAAUCGAUUCCAGCCCGAUAUAAUUUUCGCUCAAGAAACGCAUAUCAGAACGGGUGAUCAAGAUAGAUCUUUUUAAAAUGUGGAAGGGCCUUCAAUAUCAUGCUACUUGUCAAAAUAAAACAAAGGGGUAUCUAUUUUUAUUAAAUCUAAUAUUUUAUUUAUCCAAGAAGACAUUGUGUCAGAUACUAAUGGUAGAUUUUUAAUUGCCAAAGGAACAAUUUGCAAUAGAAAAAAUUGUCCUGAUUAAUCUAUAUGGACUUAAUGUAGAUGAUCCUUCUUUUUUAAAAAACGUACUUGGUUUAUUGCCAAAUUUAAAUGAAUAUAUGUUGUUAAUGGGUGGUAAUUUUAAAUGUUGUUUAAAUCCUUUGAUUGACAAGAGUUCAAACAAUCAGCGGCUUCCGAGCUGUUCCGCAUCACUUAUUAACUCCUUUUUAAUCGAUUAUGGUUUGUUCGAAAUCUGGAGGCAUCUACAUCCUAAUGACAGAGAUUAAUCCUUCUAGUCACAUGCUCACAAAAAUAUUCGAGAAUCGAUUAUUUUAUAGCUGAUUUCCGAAUUUUGUCCAAAGUCCAGAAAUGUGAAUAUGACGCUAUCGCUGUCUCGGAUCAUGCGCCUUUCAGCUGAACUUUUGUAUUGAAUGAUGUCGAUAUUGCAAACUUGUCUUGGCGUUUUCCAGAAGAUUGAUUACAAAGUUCGGACUUUGUCAAAUUUAUUGAGACUCAGAUAAAAGAUUUUUUUUUCUUUUUAACAAUACAGGAGAUUUGUCGAAAUUGAUUAUAUGGGGUACAUUUAAAGCAUAUUUGCGAGGUCAGAUAAUCUCCUGUUUAGCUAAGCUUAAGAAACAGACAAAAAUAGAGUUAGAUAAGAUUUCAAAAUAAAUUAAAGACUUGGAUAAUAUUUAUGCAAUCUCUCUUAACAUUGAUGUAUUUAACCAAAGGGUUGAACUUCAAUCACAAUAUAACUUACUAUUAACUUAUCCUAUUGAAAGAAAUGUGCUUAAAUUGAAAACUCAAUUUUAUGUGUUUGGAGAUAAAAAUAAUAAGCUAUUAGCAUCUCAAUUAAAAGCAGCUAGAGCUAAUAGACAAAUUUUAAAAAUUCGAAAGAGAGCUUGUAAUUAUGAAGACAUUAAUAAAAAUUUUCAAGACUUUUACAUUGAACUUUAUAAAUAUCAGUUUCCAGCUGAUCUUUCUAAAAUGAAUGCCUUUUUACAAAAGAUUGAUUUUCCUAGGAUUUCUGUUGAAGAUCAACAAACUCUUGAUGCUCCUAUUACCGAAAAAGAAAUUCGGAAAGCUAUUCUUUCAAUGCAAUCUGGUAAAGCUCCUGGAUUGGAUGGUUAUUCUGUGGGAUUUUAUAAAAAAUUUGAAAAAUUGCUUUCUCCAUAUAUGUUGGAGACGCUCAAAGAUUCUUUUUUUUUGAUAGGAGAGUUACCUCCCACAUUUUAUGAAGCUUCUAUUUCUUUAAUUCUUAUGAAAGAUAAAGACUCCACUGACUGUGCUUCAUAUAGAUCUAUUUCAUUAUGAAAUCCGGAUGCUAAAAUUCUUUCAAACAUAAUGGCUAAUCGACUGGAGAAUAUUCUAGCUAAAAUUAUCUCUCAGGACCAAACAGGUUUAGUAAAGGGGCAUUAUUCCUUCUCUAAUACUCGGAGACUGUUAAAUGUUAUAUACUCAUCCUUUUCUAAGACUCCCCAAUGUGUUGUUUCUCUUGAUGCUGAAAAUGCAUUUGAUAGAGUUGAAUGGAAAUACUUAUUUAACAUUUUAGCGAAAUUCAACUUUGGUACUAAUCUUAAUAAGUGGAUUAGAAUGAUAUAUAAAAGCCCUAUUGCUACUGUUAUUACUAAUAAUUGCAGAUCUCCUUUUUUCAACUCUCGCGGGGUAUGAGACAAAGAUGUCAGUUAAGCCCCCUAUUAUUUAAUUUGGUGUUGGAACCCUUGGCCAUUGCAUUUUGUGAGGCAUGGAAUUUCCAUAAAUGGGACUAUUCAUAAGAUCUCCCUUUAUGCUGGUGAUCUCUUAGUUUAUGUUUCAAAUCCUGAAGAAUCCAUUCGUAGUUUAUUGAAAUUGUUAAAUGAAUUGGGAGAGUUUUCGGGAUAUAAAUUAAACCUUCAUAAGAGUGAAUUAUUUCUUCUAAAUGAUUCUGCUUUUAUAUAUGAUGGCAUUCCUUUUAAAGUUACGGACUCUUUUAAAUAUUUAGGUAUUAUUAUCACUAAAACUCACAGAGAUCUUUACAGAGCUAAUUUGGUUCCUUUCGUGGAUUUCAUGAAGCAAUUAUUUUGUAGAUGGAAUCCAUUUACAAUUUCGUUAGCUGGCCGAAUUCAUGCAGUUAAAAUGAUGAUUUUACCAAAGUUUUUAUAUGUAUUUCAAAAUAUUCCUAUUUUUUAAACUAAUAAGUUUUUUUGAUCAGAUUGAUUCAUCUUUUCAUCUUUUGUUUGAAAUAAUAGAAGACCAAGAAUUGGAAAAUAUCAUUUACAAAUAUUAAAAAAAGGAUGGAGGUCUUGCUCUGCCUAAUUUAAAAAUGUACUAUUGGGCUGUUAAUAUACGUUUUAUGUGUUCCUGGUUAUAUUGGGUUGAUAAAAAUGAACGCCCACCUUGAGCUGAUUUGGAAUUGAAAGCUGUGAAACAGUUUUACUUAUCCUCGUUAUUAGGAGCUUCUUUACCUGUACAACUGGCCAACAUUUCUAAUCUAAAUUUAUAUCCUGUGAUUAAGCAUUCGUUAUGAAUUUGGUACCUGUUUCGUAAUUUUUUUAAUCUCAAAAAAUUUAACCUUCUUAGUUUAAUUUAUCAAAAUUAUUUAUUUAAACUUUCAUUAAGUGAUUCUACCUUUUUUCUUUGGAGGAAUAAAGGAGUCUAUUCCUUCAUGGAUCUGUUCCAAAAAGGCCGAUUGAUUCCUUUCGAGAAAUUAGUAACUAAAUACUCUCUCUCGUACUCACAUUCCUGAAAUAUCUUCAGGUCAGGCAUUUCUUACAAGAAUAUUUAAGUAAUUUUCCAUAUAUACAGGAUUCUGACUUGUUAGACAUUAUUUUAAAAAUGAAUCAUUUAGUGAAAAGUUUUAUUGGGAAAUUUUAUAAUUUACUGUUACAACAGUACAAUUACCCUUCACUCAAGAUUAAGUAAGGUUGGGAAAGAGAGCUUAACAUGACUUUGAUAACAGAGGAUUGGUUGCGAAUUUUGAAGAUGGUUAAUUCUUCUUCGAUUUGUGCCAGUCACUCUUUAAUUCAAUUUAAAAUUGCAAAUCGUUACUAUUUGACAAAGGAGAGACUAUCUAAAAUGUUUCCUAAUGUUGGUAGUCAGUGUGAUAGAUGUAAAACCGAAACAACUACAUUGACACAUAUGUUUUGGUCAUGUUCUGUAUUGAAACAGUUUUGGAAAUCUAUUUUCUCUACAAUUUUUAAAGCUUUAAAAAUUAAUUUACAACCUAAUAAAUUUACAGUCUUGUUCGGUAUAAUCCCUCAAUAUAUUCAUGGUAUUUCUAUACCAGACCAAGAAGUAAUUGCAUUUGUUACGUUAUUGGCCAGAAGGGCUAUUUUAUUGAAAUGGAAAGAUGUCUCUGCUCCCACCUUGAUACAGUGGUUCUCUCAGGUGAUGCCAUGUCUUUGUUUGGAGAAAAUCAGAAGUCUAACUUUUGAUCCUCAAUUUGACUGAGAAAAGGUGGGGUUCUUUGCCCGCUACUAUAAUCUGAUUUGAGUUAAUUAAGAUAGUUUCCUUCUGAUUCUUGUUUAAAUGGAUCUGAGCUGGCGUAUUGAUGUUUUUCUUUUAUGGAAGCUUGUAUGACGCAUAUUUCCAGGGUUGUGCUCCCAAUGGUUUUUUUUUCUCUUUUCCUGUUUUUUUUGUUAGCAGGGUUUUUUUUUGUUUUAGUUAGUAGAGGUACUUGUUUUCCUUCUUUCUUUUUUCCAAAAAAAAUCAACACUUUAUUUUUUCUUCUUAUUAUUGAUAUGUUGUUUAGCUUUGUUAAUCAGUUAUUUGGUAAUUUAAUUCCUCAUUGUAUAUUGACAUGUUGACUUGAUUACUUUAAUGUAUUUUUUGUUGAUCUCAAUAAUAAUCAAUAAAAAAGAUUUUAAAAUGAAAAUGAAAGAAGAAACUGCAUUUCUAAAAUUCAUAGAAUCUAGAACAGCAUAGCAUAGUACAAGCCCUUCGGCCCAGGACAUUGUGCUGACCUUUUAACAUAAUCUCAGAUCAAUUUAACCCUUCUCUCCCACGUCUUCUUCUUCUACUUAAGCACCAUCACCCCUGCUGGGACAGAGGCCGCCAGCAAUAGCUGUCCAGAGUCCAUAAGACCCUAAGACCAUAAGGCACAGGAACAGCAUUAGGCCAUUCAGCCCAUCGAGUCUGUUCUGCUAUUCCACCAUGGCUGAUCCCCGAUCCCACUCAACCCCAUACACCACUUCCUUUGAUGCCCUGACCAAUUAGGAAACGAUCAACUUCCACCUCAAAUGUACACACAGACGGCCUUCACCACCGUCUGUGGCAGAGCAUUCCACAGAUUUACAAUUCUCUAGAUAAAAAAGUUCCCACUUAUCUCUGUCGCCUGUCAAUUUUGAGGCUGUACCUUCUAGUUCUGGAUGACCCCACCAUAGCAAACAUCUCCAAAUCUACCUUUUCUAGUCCUUUCAACAUUUGGUAGGUUUCAAUGAGACCCCCCCACCCCCCCGCUUUCUUUUAAGUUACAGUGACUACAGUCCCAAAGCUGCUAAAUCCUCUUCAUAUGUUAACCCCUUCAUUCCCGGAGUCAUCAUCGUGAACCUCUUCCGGACUGUCUCCAAAGUCUCAGUGCCUCAGCGAUAGAAGCAGGGGUCUAUAACACCAGACAAGUACCAAGAUGCAGACUGUGCAAGGAAUCCACUGAAACCAUCCAGCACAUAGUAGCAGCGUGCAAGAUGCAGGCAGGGAUAUAUAUAUAUAUAUAUAUAUAUGUUCCUUUCAACAGUACUGUAGUAAUUCUAUGCGUUCCACUGUACUGCUGCGGAAAACAAAACACAUUUCAUGACAUAUGUGAGUAAUGGUACACCCGAUUCCGAUAUGGGUCUCUAUUGUGGAUUUAGAGUGGGAAGCAGGGGCGGGAGAGGGAAUACCCGGACCAACAUUCCCUAAUGAUCAAUAAACCAAUUUUUGGUGUAAAAUGACCUUGCCAGUGUCUCAGGGUGAGCGUGUCUCACCCGCUCCACCCCAGCACACCAUCUCUGCCAUCUGUCCAACACACCUGCCACGGCACUCCAACGAGAUCUUAUCAAAUGUCCCACUGAGGUACACGUAAACAAGACUUGCUGUGGUAUGUUGGUGUCACAUGCAAUAAAAGCAACAGCCAACCUAAAGUACGAAUAUGGAAUAAAAUAUGUACAAAUGCAUAAAUAACUGUCAUGGUCCAGUCUGUGAAGUCCACAUUCCGGUUCACGGUCCAGUCCAUCGAUUCUUAUUCCAGGUUUUCCAGUUUUCCCUUGUCCUGUUGUGCGUCUUAAUUGUGGCACACGAUUCUCAUUUUGGGCUGUCUACAUAAACAGCUCCUGGGUUCAGCUUCAGUUGCUGGACUGUUCCCUUCCCUUCUCCUUCCUUCUGUAGCCCUCACCUGCAACCUUUGCCUGAAGCCUCGCCUGAAGCCUUGCCUGAAACCUUUGCCUGAAGUCUAGCCUGCAACCUCGCUUGUGUCCACGCCUCCGCUAGGUAGGUCUAGCCAUUUGCUGCUACCUUGUGUUGGGAACCGUCUCUGUGUCCACACCUCUACUAGGUAGUUCUGGCCGUUUGCCACUACCUUGUGUUGGGAACCAUCCCGUCAUGUUCAGCAUUCUGAGUAUGAGUCCUGGCCCUACGUACUGUUCCCAAGGAGGAGUCCCGGCUCUGUGUUCUGCAUUCAUGUCUCCCAAGACCAAGUCUCUGUGUUCUGCAUUCCUGUUCUCCCUCGAACAAGGCUCUGCAUUCCUGUUCUCCCUCAAGACCAAGGCUCUGCAUUCCUGUUCUCCCUCAAGACCAAGGCUCUGCGUUCCUGUUCCUGUUCUCCCUCAUCCAAGUCAAGGCUUCGUGUUCUCCAACUGUCCAUGUACCUCACCCAUCCCAUUGCUGGGGUUCCCUCGUCCUGUCCAGGAGUCUCACGUCCAGUCCUAGUUGCCACUCCUCAUCCUGUAGCCACGUCUUGUCCUUGCCUAGAUCUGGGGUCCAAGCCCGAGUCAAGACCCAGGUUCUGGGUCCCUGUCCAGUCUCUGGCUCGGAGUCCUUGUCCAGGUUCCUAGUUCUUCUUCCUUGUCCAGGUCCAGCUUUCCUAGUCUAGUCCUAGCCCGGGCCCUGUAUCCUAGCCUCGUCCAGGGCUUGUGUCUUGUCCAGCGCCAUUUCUUCCCCACUUUCCUUGCUUGCUUGACACACCUACUCCUGUUCCUAGUACUUCAGUGUCUGUCUUUCAUUUGGGUCCGCCACCAGCGCCCCCUUAUGACAAUAACACCAUCGCUUAAAGUAUGAAUGUGGAAUAAAAUAUAUACAAAUGCAUAAAUAACACCAUAUAAACAGCAUUAUAAAAAGUGAGU